AUGUGCAGCUGCCGUUUUGGCCGUUGUCUUGAAUCAUCUUCGCAGCGAAGAAAAGUUGUGGUUGUUCGAUUCGUUUAUGGCAAGAUAGAAGUCAGUGGCCCCCAAUACGACAACGAACAGCUGGGCCUAUGCCUAUCGCUCGUAUGCUCAGUCGUGUCGGUGUCGUGGUCAUUUCUUGUCGGUGUCGACCAUGACGACGUUCACGUUCAACAGGAGGUCAAGCCAAACUACCAGCAGUUGCAGGUGCAAAGAAAUCCUGCUUCAGAAGAUGAACAGAAACAGAUACAAGAAACAGGCCCCAGAAGUCGGAAACAGGAGUCUAACUCGUUUUCAUCUUCCCGCCUGGUGGACGUGAAAAAAACAACCUCCGCGAAGAACUACGCUAGCAGUAGUAGUAGACCGAGAAGAGACCACAUGAUCAACCCCGCAGCCCCCGCUGGCGCAGCUGUAUUUCUCGCGGAUGGUAUGAAACGAGCGCACGCCACCUUCUCCUGCUCCCCGUCGUUUCCGUUUGAUUAGGUACACAUAGGGCAUGGACAGCAAUACAAUGAGACUGAAUCGCUACUGGCCAUGAAGGACAUGAAGCGCCGGCCUGCGCAUGACAAGUUCUUUCUGCACCGAUUGUGCUGAAGAUACUGUCUGGGCUCGGCUGCACAGAUGAAUUUCACACACAAAUCGAAAUAACAGUGCCGACAUAAGGCAGCAAAUACAUCAAACUUCAUUUUGCAUGAUCGACGAAAUUGUAGAGAGGGGUGUAGUUCUUGUGCAUUUUCAUAGACAAGAAGGAACGAUCGAAAGACGAACUACGGGCGGCGCAGGAGGAUCAGGAUUUCUAUCUUGCGGUGGUCAAGAAGAACACCAACACGCUUUAGAUAGCUUGCUGCAGGGGAAAACUAGUACAACCUGUACAUAAAUCUGGUUCAAGAUGAAGCUUCGAUAAAGAACCCUUGAUAGGC
This is a messenger RNA of Amoebophrya sp. A120, 956 nucleotides long. The record is from the annotation of a GenBank genome assembly. NCBI's taxonomy places the organism in Eukaryota, Dinophyceae, Syndiniales, Amoebophryaceae.